AUGUCGUCGCAGACCAUGACGGCGCCAGCGGUGGGCCAUCGACCGCCUGAUCCAGGCACCGACACGCCCAUGUACGACUAUGGCGGCUCACAGCACGACGCUUCGCCUCACUCCGACCCUAGAAGCGACUCCGCAAUCCCCGACAUGCAUAAUUCUGCCCCAGCCUCUAAAGGCUUGCCCGCCACUCCGAUUGGAAUAAAGAGGGAGUCAUUUGACAACCAGGACUUCGCCAUGACCGAAGACACAAAGGAUGCGAAUGCCCAGUCUGCCGCCGGGGCGCUUUUGGCCCAACUGCUUGGAAACCAGUCCGCGCCGAAUCCUUCUGCGCCAGAUCAAUCUGUCGGGCCACCGAUCAAGGAACAGGAUGGAGGACUACACGACUCAAAUCGCCCGUCACUCGACCUAAGCGCUCAAUUCUCGACGCACGCCGACUCGAAUCUACCACAUGAUCCUACCUCGGUAUCUACGGAGAUGCCCAAUAUGUCGAAUGGUGAUUUUCCGAUGACGGAUUUCCUUGCAGGACUGGGCUCGCAUGAGGGAGGUGGAUUGGGACAUCGAUUAUCAGACGCCAUGGAUUCUCUCUCCGAUCCGAUGAACCCCAAGCAGAGUCUGGAGCAGCCAUCACUCCUGCCUGCUUUCGACUUGACCGGAGCUCCGAAGAAUGCUUUUGAUGCCCUCCAGCAGAAUGAGCUUUUGACGGCCGCAUACCUCUCACAGGGCGCUGAUCUAUCAGCGCUUGGAUAUCAAGAUGCAUCGGCAUCCAUUGCCGGGUCUGAGCCUCGCAUCCAGGCAUUUGCCAAGCUAGAGUUUGAUGAUGGUCAUUUCUACUGUAAUACCUACUCUUUUAUUCUGGGGCGAGAUGUCCGAGCUGCGCGCGCCGCCCACCAGCGAGAAAUCCAGUACCGGCAGGCCGUGCGGAGCUCUCGGGCAAAGAGCUCAAGUGGUGGUGGUAACGCUUCACAUACCCCCAAUCGCAUGAAGCGGGAGGAAAGUGCUGCCAUGAUGGGCAGUGUGGUCAGUGAUCGUGGAGGUAUCAUGGGCUUUGAUCCGGACGUUCCCCCACAUCUUCCAUCAAAUUUGAACAUCAGCCGACGAUCAUCAAAAUCUUCCCUCGGUGAAUCGUCCAUGCCCUUGCAUGCCAAUCCAGCGCAAUUACAAACUACCACAUCAACGGACUAUAAUGCGCUUGCGAUGCAAUCCCUUCAGGAUGGAAACGGCGAUCCUAAGCCAGUUGAUGCCUUGGCUUUACUCCCAUCACCUGACUCUUGUCCUACCAUUCCAAUUCAUCCCCCAUCAACCAUCGACGGUAGUGCCGCAGGUCACCGCGGUAUCUCGCGCCGGCAUGUUCGCAUUGCCUACAAUUUUGACAAGAGCCUGUUUGAGAUGGAAGUGAUGGGUCGUAAUGGAGCCUUCAUUGGAGCCGAUUGGUUAUCGCCAGGUCAACUCCGUCCGUUGCACAGUGGAGAUUACAUCCAAAUUGGAGGUGUGCGCAUUCGAUUUUUACUGCCAGAUGUUCCCAUCGGAGAGACUGGCGCGGAUCGCUUGGAAGAACAGGCAGCAGAGGAAGAGGAUGUCAUGGAAUCUAUUGACGCCGAUGCUGACGCUGACGCUGACGCUGAUGCCGACGCUGAGCAUGAGCUUGAUGAUGAUAUGGGAGGACCCUUGAGCGAUGGCGAGGGCAAAGAUUCCAAGACAACUAAGAUCGUCGUCAAGACGAAGGAUUCUGAUUCGAAGGCACAGUCCGUUGAAUCGGGAGAUCAACCGGCCCGCCGCCGUGGUCCCGGUCGACCCCCCAAAGAUGGCAUCAUGUCUAAGCGUGAAAGAGCUGAACUUGCUCGGGAGCAGAAGAUAGCCGCUAAGCGCGAAGCCAAUGGUGGUGUCACGCCGCCACAGAACCGGCCAACCAAGGCAGGAAAGACAGUAACCACCACCACUAUUACCCAAGAAUCAGUUGGUGCUGAAUCGCCUCCUUCGUCUGUCAAGCCUUCAGAGAAAAGGAAGUACAACAAGCGGAAGAAGGAUGGCACCUCGAUGGACUUCCCUCUACCUUCUAUGGAAAGUGGCCAAUUCCCUGCAGAGCAACGGCCUGAGGAAUACGUAAAGCCUCCGCCAGUCAAGAAGCGCAAGCCCUCUCGGUCUCCUUCUCCAAACUAUCCUCCCGAGUCUGCUUACACGCAGGAGGACCUGGCCAAGCCACCUUACAAUUACGCUGUUCUCAUCUUUGAUGCUCUGACAGAGGCUGGUACCCCGAUGACGCUAAAGCAAAUCUACCGCGCAUUGAAAUUGAAGUAUCCCUACUUCCGCUUCAAGUGUGAGACGGAGGGAUGGACCUCGAGUGUACGACACAAUCUCAAUGGUAAUGGCCACCUGUUCAUGCACGCGGAGCGAGAUGGUAAAGGUUGGUCAUGGCAGCUCCGGCCUGGUGCUUCCGUUGAGAAAGAAAAGAAGAGACGGCCCUCGCCUCCUCCACCGCCGCCGCAACAGCCUCCGCCGCAGGUGUCGGCACCAGCUCCCCAGCCAUAUAUGGGACCUAUCACUCAUUCCUAUCCUCCUCCAUCUGGUGGUCCACCUCCGAUGCAAGCUCAGCAUCACAACUUCCAAUUCCCUCCGAUGCCAUCUACCAACUUCUCUGCACCACCGCCGGCUCCUCAACAUUCAAGUCCUUACGCUGCACCACCCCCUCCUCCCGCUGCUGCGGCUCCUGCUCCUGCUCCUCCUGUUUCUGCCCCGGUCUCUUCUGCUCCCUCUGCGGCUCCUCCUGCCCCUCCUCCUGUCCCUGUUUCUGCUCCUGUUCCUUCGCCUGCUCCUACUCCCACUCCUGCCCCUGCUCCCGCGGCUGCAUCCUUCCCUAUGGCGAACAAUAUUCGCAGCAGCCUUCCGGCUGCUUUUGCUCGAACCAUUCCAUCAACCUACACAUCUCCUUAUGCAGUUGAUCCACCUGGACAGGGUGCUCAGGCUCAGCAGGCUCAGGCUCCACGACCUGGACAGGGACCACCGCCUCCGCAGCAGUCCCCCUACCCACCCCCAAACCCACCUCAACCACAACACAUGAAUCCGCAACCCCAAUCUUACCCACCUCCUGGGCCUCAGUUCCAACCCCAGCAUCAGCAACCGGUCCAGUCGCAGCAACAGCCGCCUCAGCAACCACAUCCGCCCCAGCAUCAACACCAUCAACAUCAGCAUCAGCAUCAGCAGCCGCAUCAACAUGUGGUACCGCCUCACCACCAGGCACCGAAACAACCACCUCCGCCACCACCUGGUCCACCAACGCAUUCCCAGCAGCAGCAGAUGCCUCCGCGGCAAAGUUCUAUGCCGCAUGGACCCCCGGAAACAUCCUCAUUCACUGAGCGUGCGAACAAAGCCAUUGAUGACUUUGAGGCCGUUCUUAUGGAAGACUACGAGGACAAGAACUACAUCCGAGAGGUGCUUCGAAGUGCCCGUGCCCGUGUGGUAGGCAAUGCCACUGAAAGUUCGUUCCCCGGUGGAGAACCCAAGGACGAGGGCGUCAUCAUGGACGUGCUUCGCAACCUGGUUGGAAGCUUGAAAGACGAGUAG
Penicillium pulvis is the source of this 3555-nucleotide messenger RNA. RefSeq names its product forkhead domain protein. The transcript has a single exon. NCBI's taxonomy places the organism in Eukaryota, Fungi, Ascomycota, Eurotiomycetes, Eurotiales, Aspergillaceae. Gene Ontology annotation, biological process: regulation of ribosomal protein gene transcription by RNA polymerase II. Bases 1 to 3555 code for a protein of 1184 amino acids. Gene Ontology annotation, molecular function: DNA-binding transcription factor activity; protein binding; sequence-specific DNA binding. Gene Ontology annotation, cellular component: nucleus. The record is from RefSeq and is a predicted model, not a curated record.